AUGAACAGCUGCUGCAUCACUCUCAGCCGUGGUGUGCGACCCUUGCUGGGGAUGUGCAUUCGGUCGAAUGGCGAGUUCCACAUCUACGAAUACUACGAUUCGUGGUUGUUCACGAUGACAACGCGCGUACUUACAUGCUAUAGCGUGGACAGAGUUUACAUCGCUGAGGAGCAGGAAGCGCUCUACAAGGCCAUCAAAGAAUAUAACGUGGUAAAAAUUGCAAGGAAGUACUUUGAGAUGGACUGUUGCAGCAAUUUAUACGGCAUGCUGGCGCACAAGAUUUUGUGUAAUUACUCUCCUGAACGGAAUAAUGCAUUGGACUGGUCGGAUAAAGACAUGAAACAGCGUAACACUGGUGCUAAAGUCGUUUUUAAGGUGCCGGACGGUCGCAUGUUAAUCCACAAGAACACUGUGGAGGAGUUGAAUCUGCUGAGUGAUGUUGUAUGUGCAGUAAGAAACACAAAAACUAAAAUGGGUGAAAGACUACUCAGGGAGGAACUGUGCCAACCCUACACCGAUAAAAACGUGAUUCAUAACAGGCAUGAGAAGGUAAAACUGUUGAAAAAUGAUAUGAAGUUGAGAAAAGCGAUAGAAGCUGUGCUUAAGCGGAUGCCUGACAUGAAUCAGCUGAUUUAUGAUGUUCUGUUCGAGCAGAGAGUAACAAAAAAUGUUGGGCGUGUAGUUGAACUGUUGGAUGUGAUUGAAGAGCUGAAAUGUAUUUUGGGCGUUGAGAAAAGGAGCAUGGACGAAUGCACAGCCAUCACCUGUGAGGCGAAAAAUGACAUGAGCGCUUCGUGUACAAAGAAUUGCGAUGAAUGCAUCGAUGGUGAAAAGAACGGUACAGAGCAUUCUGGCGAUGAUGUAUCGGUUUUAGGUGCGAAAGCGGACAAUAUGAAAGAGGAAGAUGAGCUGCAGGACAGAAAUGCGAAGAACUGCACAUGUGUGAGCAGUCAAAAGAUUAAAAAAAGGUAUGAAAUAGUAUUAGCACACGAAAUAUCGUGUUUGGAGCAGUUCAACGUUGAGCUGCCAGCGAUGGAACGCUUGGUUGCCAAGGACGGUAUCAAAGACAGCAUUACAAUCGUAAAAGAGAAUGUGAACGUGAUAUUGGACAUUAAACGCAAAGUACACCACGAAAACAUGGAGGACAUUCUUUCUAUGGCAGAGGAGAUAGAGAGGGAGGCUGAUACGUCUGUUAGGAUACAUUAUGAUAGUACCAAGGGAUACGUGCUUAGAACUGAGUUUAUAGGAGAGAAUGGAGACGUAAAAAUAAUCAGCAAAAACAGCAAGUUCAUAACUUUUAGCACAACCGAUGUGGAGAAAAUAAACAUGAGAAUGCGCAAGGUACGGGUGGAAAUAGAGAACAUAAGUGAGCAUGUUUUAAUGGAAGUGAUCAGGGAAGUGCAAGCAAACAUAGGAUCGUUCCAAAGGAUGAGUGACGUAAUAGCUGAGCUUGAUCUGAUCGUAUCGUUCGUUAACUUUAGCAAACUCCGAAACUGCUGUUUCCCUAAAUUUACGGACAGGUUUGUGGUGUCUAAUACCUACAAUUUGGUAAUCCAAGACGUAAAACAAGCGGUAACAAUAUUUUCGUGCAAUUCGCUCAACAAAAAUAUCGUAACAGGCCCCAACAUGGGCGGAAAGACUACAUAUCUCAAGACUAUAGCCGUAGUAAGCAUUUUAGCGCAAAUAGGCUCUCCAAUCAAUGCCGAUUCGGCAGAGAUAAAAAUUCACGAUGAAAUGUUCACAAAACUGGCACAGCAUGACAACUUUGAGAAAGAAUGGCAGUUGGCAGCAAAUAUUCUGGAGAAAUCCACCGACCGCUCCCUCAUUCUGCUUGAUGAAAUGGGAAGAAGCACAGAUUAUAAUUCUGGGUUGUCCUUCUCGGUUGCAUUCAUCCUUGCACUGCACAAAGGCACUUUGUUCUUCUCCACUCACUUUCUUGACAUGGUGAAGUAUCUCAAACACAUUAGAAAUGUUAAUUUUGUGGGAGUGAAUGAUUUUAAAGCGAAGAGCGGAGUAUGUGGCUACUUCAAGGGUAUAGAAUUGGCCAAGAAGUACUUCCCUAAAAAAGUUACUGAACAUGCAGAGAAAGUGUGCAAGAAAUGGAAGAUCACGAAGUGCGAUAAGAUUAAAUUGCAGGUCGCCCUAAAAAUCGCGGAGGGCGGGUGUGAUGAGAGUUGUAUUAAUAGACAAGAGAACUCAUAG
Vavraia culicis subsp. floridensis is the source of this 2202-nucleotide messenger RNA. RefSeq lists its product as uncharacterized. Lineage: Eukaryota; Fungi; Microsporidia; Pleistophoridae. The transcript has a single exon. The record is from RefSeq and is a predicted model, not a curated record. Gene Ontology annotation, molecular function: ATP binding; mismatched DNA binding; ATP-dependent DNA damage sensor activity. Gene Ontology annotation, cellular component: nucleus. Gene Ontology annotation, biological process: mismatch repair; reciprocal meiotic recombination. Bases 1 to 2202 code for a protein of 733 amino acids.